GGCCAGCCGCCAUUUUCAAAUCCCCGGAUGACGGCGGUAGCCGCUCUCUGCUAGAAGGCAGGACUUGCUGCCUCGCAGAAGCUGGCGGGCAUUGUGCCCGCCACGAUCGGUCCCCUGGGCACUGGGCCACCGCCCCACCCGCCCCCCUCUCCGGACAUGGAGCCAGAGCCAGCGGCUCAGAAGCAGCCCCGGCCUCGGAGGAGAAGCCGCAGGGUCUCAAUGCUCAGCGAGGAACCUGCCGCGGGGCUUCCGGCCGACACACCCGGGCCGGCGGCGAACGAGAGAUGCUCCCUUCGGAGAGGCAGCUCCUUCACAUUUUUAACCCCUGGCCCACACUGGGACUUCACUUUGAAAAGAAAACGAAGAGAGAAAGAUGAUGAUGUUGUAAGCCUUAGCAGCCUUGAUUUGAAGGAGCCAAGCAAUAAGAGAGUUCGGCCUCUAGCUCGGGUCACAUCCUUGGCAAACUUAAUCUCUCCCGUAAGAAAUGGAGCAGUCAGGCGCUUCGGUCAGACCAUACAGUCGUUUACCCUUCGUGGUGACCACAGAUCCCCAGCCUCUGCCCAGAAGUCAUUCAGCAGGUCCACCGUCCCCACACCCACCAAGAGAAGAAGCAGUGCACUAUGGUCGGAAAUGCUAGACAUCAAUAUGAAGGAGUCCUUGACCACUCGAGAGAUCAAACGUCAGGAGGCCAUAUAUGAAUUGUCCCGAGGAGAACAGGACUUGAUUGAGGAUCUCAAGCUCGCAAGAAAGGCCUACCAUGACCCCAUGUUAAAGCUGUCCAUCAUGUCAGAAGAGGAACUCACGCACAUAUUUGGAGACUUGGAUGCUUACAUACCUCUGCACGAAGAUCUGUUAGCAAGAAUUGGAGAAGCAACCAAGCCUGAUGGGACUGUGGAGCAGAUUGGUCACAUUCUCGUGAACUGGUUACCAGGCCUGAAUGCCUACAGAGGCUACUGUAGUAACCAGCUGGCGGCCAAGGCUCUUCUGGAUCAGAAGAAACAAGACCCAAGAGUCCAAGACUUCCUCCAGCGCUGUCUGGAGUCUCCUUUCAGUCGAAAACUAGAUCUUUGGAGUUUCCUAGAUAUCCCUCGAAGUCGCCUUGUCAAGUACCCCUUAUUGUUAAAAGAAAUCCUUAGACACACUCCCAAAGACCACCUUGAUGUUCAGCUUCUGGAGGAAGCAAUAUUGAUAAUACAAGGAGUUCUUUCUGAUAUCAACUUGAAGAAAGGCGAAUCUGAGUGUCAGUAUUACAUCAACAAGCUGGAGUACCUGGACGAGAAGCAGAAGGACCCUAGGAUCGAAGCAAGCAAAGUGCUGCUGUGCCAUGGGGAGCUGAAGAAUAAAAGCGGCCAUAAACUGUACAUUUUCCUAUUUCAAGACAUCUUGGUUUUGACUCGGCCUGUCACUCGAAAUGAGCGCCACUUGUACCAGGUUUACCGGCAGCCCAUCCCAGUCCAAGAGCUGGUGCUGGAAGACCUGCAGGACGGGGAUGUGCGCAUGGGUGGCUCCUUCCGAGGGGCCUUCGGCAACUCAGACAAAGCUAAAAAUAUCUUUAGGGUCCGCUUCCAAGACCCUUCUCCAGGCCACUCUCACACACUGCAAGCCAAUGAUGUGUUCCAUAAGCAGCAGUGGUUCAACUGUAUUCGCGCGGCCAUUGCCCCCUUCCAGCGGGCUGCCAGCCCCCUAGAGCUUCAGGGCUUGCCAGACCUCCAUGAAGAGUGUGAAGAGAACAACCCUUCUGCUGGGAAUCUCAGAGCCCAGCGACGGUCAUGCGUGGUUCCUGGUGUCAUGCAGGUAGACGAGGAAAGCGCCCUGGAUUAUGGCUCCAGUGUACAGACAGUGGAAGACACCAGGAACAUGAAGGCACAGCGGCCUCACCCUGGCUUACGAAGAGCAAGGGACAAAGCACAGUCAGGUGGCAAAAAGAAAGAGACUUUGGUAUAAAGUGUGUAUUCCCUGAUGGGGAGCUGUUUAUUUAUAAAUGUGUACAGUUUUUCUUAUAAUGGGAGCAUCAAGGGUUACUCUGUACCAGAAGUAAUAUGUUCUUGGUUUGGGUCUCUCUUUCAUUCUCUCCCUCUCCCUUCCCCCCCGCCCCCAAUCGUCGUCAUGUCAUUGAUGUUGUCCUUGUCGUCAUCGUUGUCAUAGUCAUUGUUGUUAUUAACGGCAGCUAAAGAUACACAGAUUACUGUUAAAUUGGAGACUUUAAAAAGGUAUUUUCAUGGAUUAUUUGGAACAUGCCAACUUGGUGUAUUUUAUCAGAAGAAGUGUGUGUGGAGCCGGUGCUGUCCUCACCUGGGUUCCCCACGACUUUCCAGGACUGAGCAAAUGUCACAGUGUUUGCCAGGCUUAAACGCUUGCAAAUGCUGAGACUCCAUCAGUGUUCUCUGUUAAACCUCAGAGGAAGCACAGAAUUGUAAUAGUGACACCUACAAUCUGCAUGGAACAGAUUUGAGAUUGAAAUCUUUUGUAUUUACAGUGAAGCCCCGCUUCCUUGGAGAACAAGCGUGAAGCUUGAUGUCUUCCCCCUUUGUCUCAACUGGAAUGAACAAACACCCGUGGCAGUCUCACUGCACGGUUCGCCUUCUGCAUUCAUUUAUUCUGCCAACUAUUUAAUUUUUUUUUAUUGUAAAGUAGUUUUUAGUAUUUGCUUUUAUUUUUUUACGUUGAUGCCUUUUUAAAGUGGCAUGUCCUUGAAGUUUUUCCUCCUGUGUGUGUGUGUGUGUGUUUGUGUGUGUGUGAGUCGUUAAUUUUAUCACGUGAAACCAAGCCAUAUUGUUUGAGCCAAUUAAGAAAACUGCAGUUUUUACAGUGUAUCAUGUGGUAAAGUCCCAUGAAAUGACUUAGUGUAUUCUAGACUACUGAAAGGAACCACAGGAAGGGUUGGGAGGAAGUUUUUGUGUUGUCUGAAAAGCAAGAGAGAAGGCAGGAGUCUGGGAUAGGGAAGGGAAGGGAAGAGAAGAGAAGAGUAGCUUGUCUAAAGUAAAUUGUCCGGCUGAACCAGAGGAGGAGCCAGGAGCAGCCUGGCCUGAGGGAUGUAGAAAGUUGUAGAAGGCAGAGGGGAUGUGAACUGUGUUUGCUUUGGUUUCUCAUACCUGCAAAUGCUACAUUUGAAAAGAACUAUACAGUGUGUUGGAAAUUUGACUAUAUUAGGUUAAUUCUGGUUGGUUUUCUUCAUUAAAAAAAAAAAAAAAAACCUCAUGAUUCUUGACUGCAAAAUGUUUGCAUUAAAAAUGGGGUCAUGCUCUUUAAAGUGGGGAGAAGGACAGAGACCCCAUGUCAGCCCAGGGUUAUACUGGCGAUCAGUUCAAGUCAUUGUUAACCAUUAUAUGUGAAAUAUAUCUCCAGUGGAAAUGAAAAUUGGAAAAGGCUGUAAAUAGAUCAAUGAAAUGAUUUCUUUGUAUAAAAGAAUUAUACAAUUAAAAAAAAAAGCACACACAUAAUAACCCAAAA
Molecule: messenger RNA, 3450 nt
Organism: Mus caroli (Ryukyu mouse)
Lineage: Eukaryota; Metazoa; Chordata; Mammalia; Rodentia; Muridae
Gene: Net1
Product: neuroepithelial cell transforming 1
Biological process (GO): intracellular signal transduction; positive regulation of Rho protein signal transduction
Molecular function (GO): guanyl-nucleotide exchange factor activity
Source: RefSeq, a predicted model, not a curated record